This is a messenger RNA of Hemiscyllium ocellatum (epaulette shark), 1544 nucleotides long. RefSeq names its product C-X-C chemokine receptor type 4-like. The transcript has 2 exons. Gene Ontology annotation, biological process: chemotaxis; G protein-coupled receptor signaling pathway; brain development. Gene Ontology annotation, cellular component: membrane. Bases 81 to 1181 code for a protein of 366 amino acids. Gene Ontology annotation, molecular function: chemokine receptor activity. The record is from RefSeq and is a predicted model, not a curated record. Lineage: Eukaryota; Metazoa; Chordata; Chondrichthyes; Orectolobiformes; Hemiscylliidae.
AAUAUCUUCACACUUCGAGAACUCUGCAAGAACUGAACUUCCGCCAAUCUAACGGUCAGGGCUUUUGGGAAUCGUACAGAAUGGGUGAAAAUUCAGAGUAUGAAGAACUGUAUUAUCGCCUGGCUUAUGAUGCCAGCUAUCCCAACGACACUGACGUGUACAAUUACACAUACCCAGAGGGUGCCUUAUGCGAUGGAGAAAGCGCCUACUUUAAAAGUAUCUUCUUACCGUGCGUUUACUCGCUAGUGUUUGUCCUGGGGGUGGUGGGCAAUGGCCUGGUGGUGGUCAUCAUGGGCUACCAUGGAAGAGUGCGCACCAUGACGGACAAAUACAGGCUGCACUUGUCGGUGGCGGAUUUGCUCUUUGUCUUGACCCUCCCGUUCUGGUCUAUCGAUGCGAGUCACAACUGGUACUUUGGAGACGCGGCGUGCAAAAUCGUGCACAUCAUCUACACCGUCAAUUUGUACAGCAGCGUGCUGAUUCUCGCCUUCAUCAGCUUGGACCGCUACUAUGCGGUGGUGCACGCAACCAACAGCGCGGGACCGCGGAAACUGCUGGCUGAUCGGUUAGUGUAUGUGGGAGUCUGGUUACCGGCCAUUCUGCUCACUGUGCCCGACAUGGUGUUUGCUAAAACCAGAAAUCUCGCCGAGCGGGUGGUGUGUGAGCGCAUUUACCCCGAAGACACGUACCAGUUCUGGAUGGUGACUUUCCGAAUCCAAGGCAUCGCGGUGGGCUUCAUCCUGCCCGCUCUGGUCAUCCUCAUCUGUUACUGUGUCAUCAUCUCCCGGCUGUCCCGUUCCACCGGCUUGCAGAAGCGCAAAGCCCUGAAAAUCACCAUCAUCCUGAUCGUCACCUUCUUCUGCUGUUGGCUGCCCUAUUACAUCGUCAUCUCCAUUGACACGGUGAUGCUCAUGAAAGGCAGCGCCUAUUCCUGCGACCUCGAGCAGAUUGUGAUCACCUCGAUGGGCAUCACUGAAGCCAUUGCCUUCUUCCACUGUUGCCUCAAUCCCAUACUGUACGCUUUUGUUGGGGUUAACUUCAAAACUUACACUCGAAGAGUUUUCAGCCUCUCUGACACCAGAUGCUCCUCUCUUAAGAAACUCAAAAGCAAAGACAGGCGAGGAGCCCAUCCGUCAGUUUCUACCGAGUCUGAGUCUUCCAGUCUUCAGUCAACUUGCUAACUUAUUCCCCACUCCACUUUUGUAUAAAAUCUGCAUUAAUACAUAUCAAUGUUUUCACUACUGUGUCCAAUUCUAAAUGUUGUUUAAUGUUGCGUUUGCUAUUUAUAUAAUGAGUUAUUUAUGUCUCCAAAUCUUUGUCACCUUAUAAAUAUUAUUGUGUACUCGGUUCUGUAAAUGGUUGUAAAGCUCAGAGAAAACAGUGGCAGGGAAAUGCAUGUAACUAGGCUUCAUUUAGUUUUUGAGAGGACAUUCCUUUGUCAUUUGCAAUGAUGUAAAUAAAGUGUGUGUAUGAAGAACAAAUAAUAUUUACUUCGCAUAUAACUGGCUUUUGCUUGUAUCAGUUUCCUAGAAAAGAAUUUACAA